Molecule: messenger RNA, 1787 nt
Organism: Euleptes europaea (tarantolino)
Lineage: Eukaryota; Metazoa; Chordata; Lepidosauria; Squamata; Sphaerodactylidae
Gene: ATF2
Product: activating transcription factor 2
Exons: 13
Coding region: 172-1635 (487 amino acids)
Biological process (GO): regulation of transcription by RNA polymerase II
Molecular function (GO): cAMP response element binding; DNA-binding transcription factor activity, RNA polymerase II-specific
Source: RefSeq, a predicted model, not a curated record
AGUUCCCGCGAGAUGUGACGGAAGCCUGUGGGGGACGCGGGCUUUAAUGUGCGGUUCGGCCGGCGGUCGUGUGAGGGGACCACUGUCAUGAAAAGGAGGUUAUAAUAAGUUCACCUUAUGAAAAUCAGCUUACAUGUGAAAUUUGCCAGGUAAUACAAGGACCUGUGGAAUAUGAGUGAUGACAAACCCUUUUUAUGCACUGCCCCUGGAUGCGGACAGCGUUUUACCAACGAGGAUCAUUUGGCUGUCCAUAAACAUAAACAUGAGAUGACACUGAAAUUUGGUCCAGCUCGUAAUGACAGUGUCAUUGUAGCUGAUCAGACCCCAACACCAACCCGAUUCCUGAAGAAUUGCGAAGAAGUGGGUUUAUUCAAUGAACUAGCAAGUCCUUUUGAAAAUGAAUUCAAAAAAGCUUCUGAAGAUGAUAUUAAAAAAAUGCCUCUAGAUUUAUCGCCUCUUGCAACACCAAUUAUAAGGAAUAAGAUUGAAGAGCCUUCAGUUGUUGAGACAACUCACCAGGAUAGCCCUUUACCUCAUCCAGAGUCCACUACCAAUGAUGAAAAGGAAGUGUCUCUGCAGCAGACCGCGCAGCCGACAUCAACGAUUGUUCGUCCAGCUUCUCUACAGGUUCCUAAUGUGCUGCUUGCGAGUUCUGACUCGAGCGUCAUUAUUCAGCAAGCCAUACCUUCACCAACUUCUAGCACCGUCAUAACACAGGCGCCAUCCUCCAACAGGUCAAUAGUACCAGUGCCAGGUCCUUUCCCUCUGCUGUUACAUCUUCCUAAUGGACAAACCAUGCCUGUUGCUAUUCCCGCCUCGAUCACAAAUUCGAACGUGCAUGUCCCAACUGCGGUUCCGCUUGUUAGACCUGUCACCAUGGUGCCUAGUAUUCCAGGAAUUCCCGGGCCUUCUUCCCCACAGCCUGUGCAGUCAGAAGCUAAAUUGAGAUUAAAAGCUGCCCUGACUCAGCAGCACUCUCAGGUAACGAACGGAGAUACCGCCAAGGGACAGACGAGCGGGUUGGUUAGGACUCAGUCCGAAGAAGCACGACCGCAGUCGCUACAACAGCCUGCCACAUCUACUACUGAAACACCGGCUUCUCCAGCUCAGCCUGCACCUCAAACUCCGAGCACAGGCGGUCGCCGAAGAAGAGCAGCAAACGAAGAUCCUGACGAGAAGAGGCGAAAAUUCCUAGAGCGGAACAGAGCAGCCGCUUCAAGAUGUAGGCAAAAAAGGAAAGUCUGGGUACAAUCUUUGGAGAAGAAAGCAGAAGAUCUGAGCUCAUUAAAUGGUCAAUUACAGAGUGAAGUCACCCUGCUGAGAAAUGAAGUGGCACAGCUGAAACAGCUUCUUCUGGCUCAUAAAGAUUGCCCUGUAACCGCCAUGCAGAAGAAAUCUGGCUAUCAUACUGCAGAUAAAGAUGAUAGUUCUGAAGACAUUUCCGUGCCAAGCAGUCCACACGCAGAAGCUAUUCAGCAUAGUUCUGUCAGCACUUCCAACGGAGUAAGUUCGACCUCCAAGGCAGAAGCAGUGGCAACAUCAGUUCUCACCCAGAUGGCAGACCAGAGUACAGAGCCGGCGCUUUCACAAAUUGUCAUGGCUCCUCCGUCCCAAUCACAGCCUUCAGGAAGUUGAUUAAAAAACUCGCAUUGUUUUCUUAGAUAUUCCUUAGCAAACUUCAAAGGGAAACCAAGGAAAAAUCAGCCUUCACCUAGGAGAAUUUCUGUAGCUUAAAAAUUAUUCACCUGUAAAAUUCAAACUUGAAUUUGGCUUUGAAAGUUGGCAAA